Molecule: messenger RNA, 10513 nt
Organism: Amaranthus tricolor (Joseph's coat)
Lineage: Eukaryota; Viridiplantae; Streptophyta; Magnoliopsida; Caryophyllales; Amaranthaceae
Product: probable CCR4-associated factor 1 homolog 11
Exons: 3
Coding region: 204-1052 (282 amino acids)
Cellular component (GO): CCR4-NOT core complex; CCR4-NOT complex; P-body
Molecular function (GO): poly(A)-specific ribonuclease activity; nucleic acid binding
Source: RefSeq, a predicted model, not a curated record
UUCCAUUACAAAGCUUAUAAAAAAUAGCAAAAACAUCGGAAAAUCAAUAGUAAACAGUAAUCAUCUCUAUGUACUCAAAUCUCUCGUUCACUAUUAUAAAACGAGCUCUGAAACCUCCCCAAUUUUCUUGUGUCACCAUCUAAUUUAAAACCCUAGUUUUGAUUAUCUCAAAAUCAUAAAUCCUGAUUUCUAAUUAUUGUUGUAUGCAUCUCUUCAUGGCCAAUGUUGGUUCCAUUAAGAUCCGGGAAGUAUGGUCGGAAAACCUCGAUCAUGAGUUUCGAUUAAUCCGAUCUAUCAUCCGAAAAUUCUGUUUCGUUGCAAUGGACACUGAAUUUCCUGGCGUUGUUUUCCGAAAAGUUCAUGGAAAUCUCUACACUAAUCAAGUUUCAUCCGCCGUUCAUUAUUCUCUAUUGAAGCAAAAUGUUGACGCUUUGAAGAUUAUUCAAUUAGGGUUAACUUUUGUUGAUUCGAAUGGAAAUCUUCCGGAUCUUGGAGACCCUAAGUAUAGGUAUAUUUGGCAGUUUAAUUUUCGUGAUUUUGAUGUCGCCAACGAUUAUCACGCACCUGAUUCUAUCGCUUUGUUGAGGACUACGGGGAUUAAUUUUGAGUUGAAUCGGAAAAACGGAGUUGAUACAGUGAAAUUUGCGGAGUUGAUGAUGUCAUCUGGAUUAGUUUGUAAUGGUGAUGAUAUCACUUGGGUGACGUUUCAUUGCGCAUAUGAUUUUGCUUAUCUUUUCAAGGUUUUGACUCAAGUUCCAUUACCCAGUAAACUUAGUACGUUCCUUAAGUUGUUGAAAGUAUUUUUUGGGUCUAGGAUGUUUGAUGUGAAAUAUAUGAUUAAAUUUUGUGAUGGUUUGUAUGGUGGGUUGGAUCGGGUUGCUCAAUUAAUAGAAGUGGAUCGUAUGGUUGGACAGUCACAUCAAGCUGGUUCUGAUAGUUUACUUACCUGGCUGGUUUUUCAAAAGAUUACUGAAGCUUACUUCAGCGAAGAUGGGAUUGACAAAUAUAAUGGAAUGUUGUAUGGGUUAGAGACUUUUAACAUUUCUUUUUAAUUUGUGCUUAUUUUUAUUGGAACUAAUUUCAGGUUUGGUUAUUUAAAAUAUAAAAUAUUGAUAAAGUUAUUAGUUUUGGCUCUUGAUUUUUAAAUUUUUUUUUUAUAAAUCUAUGGACAAAUUCACAUGAUAAAUUAAAUAGCUAUGGCAAAAAGUUGUGCAAAAUUUGCAAUACAAGACUGGAUCUCUGUAAAUAAAAAAUAAAAUGUAAGGCUGUGCUAUAAAGAAUUACAUAAGGUUUUUCACUUAUGUUUUUAAAAUUAUACUGGUCUAGUUGUUUUUUAUGGUUAGUAUUUGUUGUCUUAAAAUGAGAGAACAUCAUUUAUGUUAGUAUAGUUAUGUGCAAAGAACACCAAGAAAUGCAUUGUUGAAGUUUGGAGCUUUGAGGAGCUUAGAGGCUUAAGAAGUAGGCCAAAAGCAUGAUGUGUAUGGACAGAGUGAACAAUGACAUGAAAAAUUAGAACUUGAAGAGCUAAUGACAAUAGAUACAUAGAAAUGGAGGAGGAGAAUUUUUGUGGAUGAAUGAUAAUCAUUCUAAUAUGCAGAACGAUAUUAAAGACGAUGGUUGAAUGAUAUAUGUUUUUUGGCAACGACAAUCGAUCAAAUCGAUUAGAUUUAGUUCAUGUAGCCGACCCUAUAUAGUUGGGAUCAAGGCUUAGGCAUUUUUAUGUGUUUUGUAAUUUUUGCCAAUCAAAAACUUCCUUGUACAUCCGAGAUCUCCUUAUGCUCUUCCUAAGAAAAGGCCAUUUUGUUGAUGACAUUCGGGCAACUAAAUGUUAUGUGUUGUCAUGCUAGAACCUAGGUGCUUCAUUUAGGUGGUGGAAUAUGGUUUUCUUUGAUCACUUAUUUUAUAUGAAUUGGAAGAUAGGAGGAAGACUGUUAUUAUGUGGUGUUUAUUAUUUGAUUAAGCUAAUGUGGUUCAAAAGCUGUUGUGCUUGGUGUUAUGCUAGAUUUCUUUCUUGUUUUGAGAGUUAAUUUUUUGAUCUUAAAUUUUGGUGUUGGCAACUCUUAGUUGUUGAAGUUUUGAGCGAUCCUAUCAAGAUUAUGUAUUUGGAGGUUCUCGUCUUUAGCAUUUCUUUUGCCUUGUUGGGAUUUUGACUGUAGUUCAUUUCUAUAAGAUGUGGGAGAUGGAGCAAAAUACUAGUUAAAGGUGUAAUUAUUUUAUUUUAUUGUGUUUUUAGUCAAAUGAAGAAUAUCUUCUGCAUAGAGUUGUCUUACUACUAUAUAUGAGCCAUAAAAACACCAAACGUUCAUUGUCAAGGAUCUAACUGAAGUGAUCUUUCAAUUUUUAGUAUUUAUAUUCUCCUUUUCUCUUUCUGAUAGAAUCAAAGAGGCAAUAAUGUUGCAUGGCUAGAGAAGUAAUAAUGUUUAUUAGUUAUUGGUCUAGUAAUUUAUGUUCUUUAUGCAACUCGAUCGGCAUUUUCCCCGUUAUAUCGUUAUCUCAAAUUGUUGUGACGAAAAAUGGAGAAUCGACUAUGUUUACAAGAAAAGUUAAGCGUGUACAAUGAGGACAUUGAAGCAAAAUCGGAAGAGGUGGGUGAGUCACCUAUUAGUAUUUCCUUGAACUCGGAUGUGGGAAUUGAUAACCCAAAAACAAUGAAACUUGAGGGCAAGGUUGGUAGAACGAAGGUGGUAGUUAUGGUUGAUCCAGGAGUAACUCAUAAUUUCAUCACUCCAAAACUUGUACGAGAGAUGGCAAUGUCGGUGACUUCUGCCGAAGAAUUUGGCGUCUCUCUAGGCAUUGCAAGGAGGUUGAAUUGGAAUUAGAGGCAAUAUGUAUGUGAAAAUUACUUACCCUUGGAAUUGGGGCAUGUUGAUAUCAUAUGAGGCAUUGAGUGGCUUCCUAAGUUGGGAACAAUUUCCAAAUAAUCGGAAAUGCAGAUCAUGCAAUUUAAUUGGAAGGGAACCAAGGUAAUAUUCUUAAGUCGAGGGAGGUGGGUUGUUGGUGGAAUUAACUAGUUUAGGAGUCCAAGAAGCCGAAGGUAUUGAAGAAAAGCUUCCAGAAGUUCCAGAGGAGCUCAGAGUAGUUAUGGAACAAUUCGUAGAGGUUUUUAAAAUGCCCCAUGGUUUGCCUCCACAGCACCAGAUUGUGCUCAAAAAUGGGGCAAACCCAAUUAUCAUUCGCCCUUACCGGUAUCCUCAAAUCCAGAAGGAAGAGACUAAAAGGAUGGUGACUGAUAUGAUGCGUGCCAGGAUCAUACAACCUACUUGUAGUCCGUUUUCAAGCGCCGUGCUACUAGUAAAAUAAAAGGAUGGGUCAUGGCGACUUUUUGUGGAUUACCGGGUGUUGAACAAAGAAAUUGUUGGUGAUAAAUAUCCUAUCCCGGUGCUCGAGGAACUGUAGGAUGAAUUACAUGGGGCUAGAAUAUUUUCUAAGUUGGAUUUGAAGUCGGGAUACCCUCAGAUACAAAUGAAGAAAGAUGAUAUUAAUUAAACUGCCUUUUGCACCCAAGAAGAUCAUUAUGAAAUUCUUGUCAUGCCUUUCGGGUUGUCAAAUGCCCUGGCUACCUUUCAGUCAUUGAUGAAUGACAUGUAUGGACCAUUCCUUUGUCAGUUCGUCCUUGUCUUCCUCAAUGAUAUUUUAAUGUAUAGCGCUCCCAUGGGUGAGCAUGUUUCGCGUUUAUCCCUUGUGUUCGAGUUGUUAGCACAACAUGGCCUUUAUGCAAGCAAAAAAUGUGACAUUGGCCGAAAUUAAGUAGUUUAUUUGGGUUGCAUUAUGUUGGGGGAAGGGGUAGCGCUUGGUCCGAAUAAAAUACGUGCUAUGCAGGUUUGGGGGAUACCAUGAAAUUUGAAGGAGAUACAUGGAUUUUUAGGGCUAAUUGGGUAUUAUCCUAGAUUUAUUCAUAAGUACACACAUUUGGCAGCUCCUUUGACUCACUAGUUCAAGAAAAAUUGUUUUGGUUGGACUAACAAAGCCACAACAGCUUUUGAAGAACUGAAGAAAAUAAUUCACACAAUCCCUGUAUUAGCUAGACUAGAUUUUCCAUACCAUUAGUGGUCGAGGCAGACGCAUCAGGCAUAGGGUUAGGCGUCGUCCUUUCACAAAAUAAGCAUCUCAUUGCCUAUUUCAGCAAGGCCCUUGGAGCUCGUGGACAAGCAAAAUCCAUUUAUGAAAAGAAACUGAUGGUGAUAGUAUUGGCAAUUCCGAAAAGACGACAUUAUUUAAUUGGAAGGCAUUUCGUCGUUUGGACAGAUCAGAGAAGCUUGAGAUUUAUUCUCGAAUGAAGGGAGGUAGGAGCUGAGUAUCAGUAGUGGGUUAGCAAGCUGAUGGGGUAUAAUUUUGAGAUCCAAUUCAGGGCGGAAAUAACUAAUAAGGCGGCUGAUGCGUUUUCUAAAAACCAUGCCAUCAAUGAGGCAUACAUUCGCUAAUAACCGAUAGCUGGGUAGAUUGGGAGUUUCUAAGGGAGGUGGAUAAUAAAGAUGCUACAUUGGGCAGAAUUAAAAAAGAAUUAACAGCACAAGGUGGAGAAAUUUCAAGGUAUACACUAUCUCGUUAUCUUUUACAGUACAAGGGACAUAUGGCUAUUCCUAGCACCUCAGUGACUGUUGACAAGUUAUUGAAUGAGUAUCAUACGACUGCUAGUGGCGGGCAGAAUGGUGAGUAUAAGACCUAUCUUCGUUUAGCCGAGGAUUGGUUUUGGGUAGGAAUGCGGAAAUCAGUCACACACUUUGUACGGGAGUGCCUUAUUUGCCAACAAUAAAGGCAUCUCAUACACCAGCAAGCCUCUUACAAUCAUUGCCCAUUCGGGAACAUGUUUGGGAGGAUCUCACCAUGGAUGUAGAAGGCUUACCCAAAUUGGGUGGGUAUGAUACUAUUUUGGUGGUGGUUGAUUGACUAUCCAAGUAUGCUCAUUUCCUUGGUCUUAAACAUCCUUUCAUGGCUCACUCAAUGGCAGCCUUUUUUGUAUGAGAGAUAAUACGUCUCCACAUACUUCCCUCAUCCAUUAUUUCAGAUUGUGACCAAAUCUUUAUGAGUGCUUUUUGGUCCGAGUUGUUUCGUCUACAAGUAAUUCUCCUCCUACGAAGUACAACUUACCAUUCACAAAUGGACGGACAAAGUGAGGUAGUCAAUCAAGCAUUAGAAACCUUUCUUCGCUGUUUUGUUGAUGGACAACCUUGACAUUGGGCUAAAUGGUUGGACUGGGUGGAAUAUUGUUACAACAUUGCACCUUAUAUGUCCAUAAGAUGUCUCCCUUCAUGGCUCUUUAUGGUCGUUCCCUUCUUUCUCUUGUGCGACUAAGCAAUAAUGUUACCCUCGUAGAUAGUCUCGAGCAAUGGCUCAAGGAACGUGAUGCAAUUUUGGAUGUUUUGUGUUUUCACUUGCUUUGAGUUCAACACCGUAUGAAGAAAUGGCUGACAAAAAGAGGAGGGAUGUUUCCUUCUAAAAUUACAACCUUACGAAAAGCAGUCACUAGCUCAUAGCUUGUGUGAUAAAUUGGCUGCAAGGUUCUAUGGCCCGUUCGAAGUAAUUGAUAAAAUCGGAACUGUUGUUACUAAAGAGUUGCAAAAUUCAUUCGGUAUUCCACAUCCCGCAACUCAAGAUAGCUAAUGGAGCUACCUUUAAUCCAACUUACAUACCAUCACAGUUGUCGCCAUCCUUGGAAUUGCUUGUUGAGCCAGCAGAAUUAUUGGGGAUUCGCAAGGAACCUGACCAGCCGCUACAUGCAUCAGAAGUACUCAUCAAAUCGAAGGGGCUUCCGGAUUCAGAGGCGACAUGGGAGCUGUACCACAACAUCUCCACUUUAUUUUCUGACUUCCACCUUGAGGACAAGGUGUCUCUCGUUGGGGCGGGUAUUGUCAUAGAAGAAAGAUGGCCCAUAUCGUUAAUUAAAUAUAUGCAUUCAAGAAAAAGGAAGGAGUAGGAUAACUAACUGCCGGUUACAUAGAAUAGUUAGUUAUAAGUGAUGAUCUGUAUUUUGUAAUAUUUCCCUGGCUAUAUAAGCAGAGGAGUAGGCGUUAGUUUGGGAUAUGCUUGUAGUAUCAUUUGGGUGCUAAACACUUGGGAGUCAUUGAGCCACUCUAAGAGCUCAAGGGAGUGUUCUACUCUCUACAAGCAAUUCUAUUUCUUAAACCUUCUUCUCUUGUCUUUCCUUCUUUUUCUAAUUGAAUAUACGACUACUGUCCCUAUUUCUCUUGUCUUUCAUUUGUGUUGUAGUACUAAUCUGCAGGCGCACCAUGACAGUCUAAUUCCCUCAACUGUAUUGUGGAUGUUCAAGAAAAUCCUAGAUUUGAGGGACAUUGGUUUACAAUGGACAGAUUGGGAUGCCACCGCGCAGUAUUUUUACAUUUGAUGCGUACUGUCACCUCCUUGGACAGUUUGAUAAAGUAGCUCGGAGAAGCCUCUUUUACAACAAUUUCAUCUUCUUGUGGUUCAAGGAAAAAUCUUCCAUGGUUGAUUGUAUGUAUCGUUGGGGAAUUCACUAUAAUCAAGUUUACGGGCUUUGCAAACAGGCCAAUAAAAGUAUUGCUCACUGUCUUCUUCUGUUCGUAUAUCCUGUGCUGCUCCUAUCUGGUUCACCUGCUGCUGGCCGUGGUGUUCUGCUGCUGCUGCUGUCUGGCAAUCCAGAUGCUUCCUAUGCAGGUGGCUGCCCAAGGACGUGGGUAGUGCUCCAGUGUGCUGUGAGGACUGCUGCUUCUCUCUUUGACAUUGUGUUUCUGGAUGCUACGUAUUGGGUGGAGUCCCCUGCUGCUCCUGACUGUUUAUUUAAGUGUUGUGGGGCUCUCCCUAUACGUUUUUGUGGAGAUCUCCAAGUUAGGCUUGGGCUAUCUUAAUCAUGCUAAUUCCAGUCGUCAUCUGCAAUUACCAAAAGACUGUCAACUUUUCUGAGUUAAUUCGUUUGUGGUUCUAGCAGCUGAGCUGCUGAGGGUACAAAUUUCGUUUGGUCAUGUUCUUCUGGUGUCAAACAAUGACACCUGACCGGGUGAUAACUUCUCUGCAUGCUUUCUUCUAUUUUCAAAAUUCAAAAAAAAAAAACAAAAAAAUUCAACUAGCCAAUUGUGUAGUCGAGUGAGCCUUUGUGUACACAAGUUAGGUUCUUAAUGAUUUACAGUUGUAGUAAGAUAAAUUAGCCUUGUAAAGGAGCGGGACUUGAGUUUUUGGUAUAGAAAAUUUGACUUGAAAGCAUAAAUUCAAACUGCUCAAACCACAAUUGUGAUAACAUUGAAUAUAUCUCCCAUUUAGUCUUCCACAAUCAACCUCAUUAUUCUUAAAAAUGGUUCUUUUUGUUGAUUAUGAUCAUCUCUUCUUUUGCUGUGAGGUCUUGAUACUCUUAGAUUGCAUUUUCAUGGAUGAUUUUGUUGGAGAAUAUUAGUUUUCUUCUAAAAGCUUGCGUAUGUUUUGGUUCAGUUGCUUAUGUACGAUGUUGCACAAAGCUUCCAAAAUGUUCAUUAAAUGAAUUUGUGAAACCUAAAUUUGCCUAACUUUUCGUAAAUCAAGUGACUCAUUUUUAUUUUUUAAAAAAUUACUUUUUUUGCUUCUUUCUCGAAGAUUCAAAUAAUCGAUAGAGCCAAAGCUACAUAGUUAUUGGAUUUCGGAUUAUAAUGGACUAUGGUAAAAUGACUUGUUAAACCAUGUGUUCUUAUUUAUGUAAAGUUGGGAAACAAUGAUGCUAUCAAGGGUCAAUUGGAAAUCUGUUUAUUUUACAAAGGCAAGGUUGGGUGCUUCUAAACCUCCUAAUUUUGCUAAGGUGAGAGUCACUUAAUGACAUUGGGGGUGAUGGAAUGCUGUUACUAAAGACUGAUUUGGGAACAUUAUUUUGAAUGUUCUAUGAGACCUCUAAUUACUUGUAUAAAUUCAUUGGGUCAUCUAAGAUUAGAUCGACCCUUUUCAUUGUUUCCAUUAAUAGUGAUGGUACUAGGCCAGAUUUGUUCAGUCUGACACAAAAUCAUCGUCCAACGCAAGCCUUUUGUUUGGAAGGUCCGAUGACCUCUUACUCCUGUUUGUGUUUGGUUGAUUUAGUGGAGCAGGAUGGGUUUAGCAUGAGUUAUGACUUAGCUUGUUAAUCUUACCAUUUUUUUGAUCAAUGUGGAAGGAGAGGCACCGGAGGGCGGAAAUUAAAUGAUAAGGGAAGAAAUAGGAACUUAAUAAGGAGCAAUGGGAAGGAAGGGUGGGGGGAGGGAUUGGACAUGUGUUAUAGCAACUAGCAAGGACAUUGAUAGGAGUUUUAUACUGAACAAAUAUCUGAAAGGAGGCCAGAAGAAGUAGGUAAAGAAUUGAUUUUGGAUUUUUAUUUUCAAUGUUGAACUUUUUUUCCCUCUUCAAGAGUGGAUGAUUUAGUGUUUCUUGCAUUUAUUUUAUCCAAUUACUCCAAAUGACUCUGACUAAACCUAUUUUAAACUAAACACAUUCAAAAAUAAUUUAUUGUGGUUUGGCAUUUGCUUAAUGCUUAAUAGAAUUGCUGCAAUUCCUAUCUAGUUUUGCUGAUUGAAUUCCAUUUUUGAAAAUGUGAUUUUUAUGCCUUUAUUCUUCCUUUUGGCUUACAUUUUGUAAGCUUCAAGCAUGGAAUACAUCCUUGAGGCAAUUCUUAAUGCAUAUUCUUAUACAUACACGUUGAUUACCUUUCAGCAUCAUCCAUGGGUAUGAGAGCUUUGGGGAAAAUAAAUAGGGAUGGAGUAUUGGUUUGAGUCUAUUGCUUUCCUUGGUUGUCUCAUGUGAGCUACAGCCUACAGGUGAAUAAAUGCAAUUUUAUUUUGUGGAUUGGGCUGCCUUUGAUUCAAUAUUGCUUGGUGGUGCUUUUGAUAUUUCUUCAUGUUUACAUAGAUGCUUGCCCAAAAGAUCAUUAUAUUGUGACUCAGAGGUACUCCUUUUAGUUUUCUUGGUUAAUUUGAUUUCUCAAUUCCUGUGGUCCUUGCUAGAUCUUAGUAUUAUUAGUUAUACAUAGCCAGACAGAUUUAUUUUGCUUCUGGUCUCUUUAUGUAUCCUUAUAUUUUCUUAUGAAUUAGUGUAUUGGUUUCUGUUUUAUUAGCUUCAAGUUGGUCUCAUGGCAAGUUUUGUGACCUUGAUUACUGUAGUAACACAUGUAGGGACCUUUUGUUUUGAUCUAAUAAUGAAGCAAGCCCACCAUUUCUAUUUUCUCUUGCCCAAACAACCAGUUUCAAGUUGGAGAUCUAGUAGUGCAGACAUGUGACUCAAUUUGUGGGCUAUGUUUAAGGACCUGUUUGUCAUUAUCAUGUUGGGUAGUUGUUUCCCUAAAUUGUGCCCACACUUAGGUUGUUUUGACACUGACAAGGAAUCUUCGCUAUAGUAUCUUUGAACAUUAUAUAAACUGAUUAUCAGCCUGGGCUCUACAGAUAUUUAACCACUCUGCGUUUUGUCAAGUCAAACUAAUAUCGUUCCCAAAUCCCGUAGGUAACAAUCUAUACUCGUGCUGCUCUGUGGCAACUUCUUUUUAGAUCGGGAAAUACGACUAGGUUAGUCUUUUUUAUAUGAGAUCAACUAACUCGUCCUUGCGGAUGAUUUUAGGGAACAGAUCAUAAUACUAGAAUGGAACUUUUCUGUCUCUUUUAUCUCCUGCUUCUAGUUAUAUUAGAAGAUAUUUACAGUGAUUUAAGGUGGUAUUGGAGCAUAUUACAUUUCAAUCAACUCAAAUGGGAUACAUUUUUCAUAUGAAACUUGCGCUCCCCACUGGCCCUGUUCCCAUUCUUUGUUGGACUUUUUCAGUUCUAUCAAUAUAUUGCCGCAAUUACGGGGAAAGAUUCCUGACCUUGCUCCAGUUGAACUGGAACAGUUUCCUAAUAUUUACGGUGUGCUUUUGAAUGCAAGUUUAGUAUUUUUACUUUGAAUUUUGUUUGGACUUUGCAAAAUGGUCCCUUAUUAUGUGUGUUGUAAAGGCAGAAUAUAUGGGCUCUACCAUCCUUUUAUAAUAUCUUGGGCAUGUCAUGUAAGCGUCUCUAUUGCAUUGGAUUGGGUGUGAAGAUGGCUGAAAGUGGAUUUAUAGCUGAUUCAACUGGCCGAGGUGACAGCUCCUUUCCUUCGCAACCUUCCAGGUUGGAGCUCUCUUACUGUGUUUCAGUGCAACCUCAUUUUUUCUAAAAAUAACCCUAGUAAAUAGUACUCCCUUUGUUUACUUGCACUAAAUAUUAAUCUAGUUUAUUUAAACUCAUGCCAUGUGUUCCUAACCUCCUCUCUAGUUGUAGUGUUCUAGUGUAGUUAUUUUUAUCUUUGAAAAGUCAGGCGAAAAUUUGUGGAAUCGAUGUAGAAGAACGCAUACAAGAAAUACAUUUAUGGACAUGAAGGGACAUCAAGAUAUGCAGUUAAGAAGGUCACCAUCCGGAGGCGAAAGGAACAGACAGUCGGUUUCAAGAGAUGGCUAGUAAUGCGAUGGACAACGACUCAUAGCGAAAAGGGGUUGUAAAUAAAUUAUCUUUUUAUAUGGUUGAUUCCACCUGUGACUUAACACAUGUUCUAAUGAUUGAAAUUGUAUAUAUGUUUUUAGUAUAUGAGUUUCCUCAUUGUAGAUGUU